AUGGACAACAAUGUGGCCGAAUCCAGUGUUCUCCCAUGGGACACAUCUGUGGGAAAUCGUUUCGCUCACUAUUCUCCUGAGAACCACAGUGCGACAGUGUGGAUUGCGGCGGCUUUGGCAUUGACCUAUGUAGUAGGUGUGUUGUUGAUUCGAGUCUUCAUCAAGUGGAGAGUGUUCGGGUGGGACGACAGCCUCAUUGUCAUCAGUACGGCGCUUGCGUUUGUACAGAGCAUCGUUGUGUUCAGUGCGCUCAAGAAUGGCCUCGGCAAGUUCAAGCCAAGUAGCUUGCCUACAGCAGGUGCUGAUAGAUUACAGCUUGCAUUUUCGUCUCGUGCGCUCUUUGUAGCUUCGCAUUACUUAGCAAAGCUGUCAGUCCUGUUCCUCCUACGAAGGUUGUUCGUUCGGGACCAGAAGAACACCGCUCUGCUCUGCGACAUCACAAUCGCCCUAACCACGCUGAGUGGUAUUGUUUCAGUACUCGUCAGCACCAUACGAUGUCCUUCGUCAUUGUUCCUUACCAAGCACUGCCAUGGCCAGAUCGCUCGUUGGAGCCUAGUUACCGCACUAGAUGUUACCAGUGAAGGCUUGACCCUGAUUUUGCCCUCAUACAUGGUGUGGCAGGUCCAAAUGAAAGUAGAGACAAAGCUUCGUGUCAUCGCAGCGUUCUGCUUUCGACUCGUUGUCAUUGCUCUAUCAGCUGUUCAUCUCGAUCUGUGGAUCAGCUACUCGAAUGGCCAGCCGUCAUCACUCGCUGUUGUACCGACUUUCAUCUUGCAACAAACGCUCAUGGCCACUUCUCUCAUUUCUGCGACGAUCCCGAAUUUGAAAGCAUUUCUGCAAUCACUAUCUGCCAGUUGGGGCGAAGCAGAAUUCAGCAGCGGCUACACAACGAAGGCCUACGGCAAUGGGACAUUCGAGAUGAACAACCUGAACUCUCACGCACCCCCAGCUUCUCGAACAGGUAUGGGAGAUUUGUAUUCCGCAAAAAGCCACCCAGACUUUGAGACACAAGUCACAACUUCGCAACGGAUUGCUGGCGAACGGAGUUCGCUUGGAAGUGGCGAGAGUCAGGAUCUGAUCAUCCGCAAAGAGACCGCUUGGACCGUGGAGCGGAUUUGAGUGAACGAAGAGUUGGAAGACGUUCUGACAAAGCACCCUGGAAACGAUCAACAGAGCCCACAAGAAACAUCCUAUCGCUGAAAAACCUCCGAUCAGAUUUGUAUUGAUUGAUGCAGGUCCCGCGCCGCAACCAUAAAAAGUAUAGAAAAUGAUAAGGGUAUAAAACUUCUUUCCUAUGGAAAAUUAUGC
Macroventuria anomochaeta is the source of this 1308-nucleotide messenger RNA. RefSeq lists its product as uncharacterized. The transcript has 5 exons. The record is from RefSeq and is a predicted model, not a curated record. The coding region runs from base 1 to 1119 and encodes 372 amino acids. NCBI's taxonomy places the organism in Eukaryota, Fungi, Ascomycota, Dothideomycetes, Pleosporales, Didymellaceae.